Doryrhamphus excisus (bluestripe pipefish) is the source of this 3629-nucleotide messenger RNA. RefSeq names its product serine/threonine kinase 32A (gene stk32a). Gene Ontology annotation, molecular function: G protein-coupled receptor binding; ATP binding; G protein-coupled receptor kinase activity. The record is from RefSeq and is a predicted model, not a curated record. Gene Ontology annotation, biological process: regulation of signal transduction; protein phosphorylation; G protein-coupled receptor signaling pathway. Lineage: Eukaryota; Metazoa; Chordata; Actinopteri; Syngnathiformes; Syngnathidae.
CUCCCAAGAGUUACAAUGUGACUAUUGUGUUCUUGGAGCUCUUUAAACUUGCGCUCAGGCAGCACAGACUAGUCCGGCCAGACAGGUCAUGCAAGUCACUUUUGAGGAAAUCCACCAGCAUCAGAGGGAGCUAUUUUCAAACAGACUGAGUACGACGUUGGACACCAUCAUGCUGGCUGAUGUUUGCGCAACACUCUCCCCAUCCAAUCAGGAACUGAACUACGACCGAAUUUCCCCUUUUGUUGACUUACAAGGAGACUACACAGGAGUAAAUUGCUGAGUUGCCUGUCCAGGUGAGAUACUCUACAUACUUAAGUGGUGCAGCAAAAUGGCCGCAGUGAGGCUGACGUGUUUUGUUUUAUUUUGUGACGGUUCUCACCUCACUGGCUGUGUGUACGAGGGAGGACAGUCCACAUGAAGAUGGACGUUUCUCAGUGAAUGUCCUUGGAAGGACUCAGAGGAACAAGUGUGCACAGUUAGAUACUCAGUCACCAGAGGGUCAUCACCACUACAGCCAUUCUCCUCCAGGCUCUCUAUAUCAGUGAAGACAGCACAGAAAAUAAUGUCACUCUAGAGGAACUGCGAGGAACCGAUAGAAACGUGUGCAAACGCUAUAAAGAUGUGGGGCGGUCAUGUUGGAGAGUGGGUUUGAGGAGGAGGAGGAGGAGUGCUGACCAGGCUAUGAGUGCGUCCCAGAGGGCGAUCCUUCGGAUGCUGAGUUGAGUGACGGGAGCUGAACCGGAGGCUGACAGAGGAGCCGUCAUGGGGCUUGGACAGUCCAGCAAGUCUCCCAUCACGGGUGACACAGAUGAGGUCAAUUUCGACCACUUCCAGAUCCUCAGAGCAAUCGGAAAAGGAAGUUUCGGAAAGGUAUGCAUUGUGCAGAAGAAAGACACCAAGAAGAUGUACGCCAUGAAGUACAUGAACAAGCUGAAAUGUGUGGAGCGCAACGAAGUGAGGAACGUCUUGAAAGAACUUCAGAUCAUGCAGAACUUGGAGCACCCUUUCCUGGUCAACAUCUGGUAUUCUUUCCAGGAUGAGGAGGACAUGUUCAUGGUGGUGGACUUGCUCCUGGGAGGAGACCUACGUUAUCACCUCCAGCAGAACGUCCAUUUCUCCGAGAGCACGGUCAAACUGUACAUCUGUGAAUUAGCCUUGGCCUUGGGUUACCUGCGCAGCAAGCACAUCAUACACAGAGACAUCAAGCCCGACAACAUACUACUGGAUGAACAUGGUCAUGUCCAUCUAACGGACUUCAACAUUGCAGCCAUUGUGAAAGACGAUCUAAAGGCAACAUCCAUCGCAGGGACCAAGCCAUACAUGGCUCCUGAGCUGUUUCAGACAUACGAAGGCUCCCAUCCUGGCUACUCCUUCUCGGUGGACUGGUGGUCAUUGGGCAUCACGGCUUAUGAGCUGCUCCGAGGGCAGAGGCCGUACGUGAUGAGGUCCAGCACACCGACCAAUGAGAUCCUUCACACCUUCCAUAAGGUCCACCUCAGUUUCCCGGCAGCGUGGUCCACGGAGAUGAAGUCACUUCUCAGAAAGUUGCUGUGCAUCGACGUCCAGAAGCGUAUUUCCUCUCUAGCAGAGCUCCAAGAUCUGGACUACAUGUCGGACGUCAGCUGGGAUAUUGUGCUCAGCAAACAGAUUCCCCCGGGCUUUAUUCCCAAUAAGCGGCGACUAAACUGCGAUCCUACGUUUGAGCUGGAGGAAAUGAUCCUGGAAUCCAAACCACUUCACAAAAAGAAGAAAAGGCUUGCCAGAAAGUCCAGGGACCAGGGUUCUGAUGGAUCACCACAGAAUGGUCAGCUGCAGCAACAAUUGGACAACGUCCAGAGAGAUUUUAUCAUCUUCAACAGAGAAAAGUCCAAGAAAGCGGUGGUAGAUUCCGACUCAUUGCAACUGUCCACUAGUGACAAGAACAAAGCAAUAGAGGACGGUCAGAACAACAAUGUCCAAGCCGUGGACUAUUUAUCAGGAUAAGUCGUCUUGACUUUUGAGUCUGUACUCUGCGUUAAUCUCUUCAACCUGCUUGCUGCUUGUAGAUCAGCACCUACGUAUCGCCAAACCCUCCGAGCAAGCACACAAAUGUUACAGGGAUGUUACACACAAACAAUGAUGGAAGACGAGACAAUGGACAUAUGUUCAUAUGAAAGCGACGUGGUCCCGCUUGAAGAUAAUGGACUCGGACUUGGACUGCCUUGUCUAUAGGAAGCUUUUUAAUAGCGCUUUACCGGUCUGGAUUCUAUUGCUUUAUUUUCAAUUCUAAAGACAACAUAGCUGUGAUAUAAUCCUGUUGAUUUGAAUAAUAUGCAAAUGAAGAUGUAGCUAAGGUCUGGUGCAGACCAGUCCAACCACAACCAUAGCAACACGGUGCAAUUCAAGGACAUUUAUUUAUGUCCGUUGUUUUCAACGCACUGUCAACCGUCCGUCAUGUUGGUACUUAAGCAGAAGGGCACCAAAAAAUUGAUAGUGUAGUAGCUUUUACAACUUUGGACACAAAUGUUUGUAUGUCAGCAACGUAUAUAUAGUAUACUAUUAUCUCACUAUAUUUCAAUAAUAAUAUGGUGGAUUUUUGAACGGGCCAAAGUUGUAUAAUUUGGAGUUCAAACAAAAAUUGCCUCAAAAUUCAAACAACAACAAAGACAGCAAAUAGAAAAAGUGUGAUGAAAGCCAUAGAACAGGAAGUAUCACUUACAAAACAAGUCACAGCACGUUAAUUCCUGCGAUACCUCCAUUUUCUGUUAGUUUUACAUUGUCUGCACAGGUUUUAUAAAUCACUUUCUUAUGAGGGAAAGUUGCUUUAAAAAUAGAACAACUCGGAAGUCAACCAACGUCCGGCUGCAACUUUGGAGGUUCUACUGUGAAAAUAAUUCUGUAAGACAUUUUGGUUUUAUUUUGAAGACCUACUACUGGCGGCGUCACUUAAUCAUGGAUGCAGCAGAUACCGUAUGUUGAUAGUAGCAGUAGUAGUACUAGCUUAUUCAUAAUAAUCAUAUCUUUAGAAGCACUAGUGAAGUUACACAAAUGGACAAAAAAAACCAUCUUCUUUACUGUAUACUUCAAAUUACCGAGUUGACACUGUAAAAAAAAAAAGGAAUACGAAACAUAUAAAGGUCGCUUUGCACAUCCACUGUGAAAUGCAUUCACUAAGGCAAAUACACUGAACUGCAGAUGCACACGUACGAGUAGCUAUAUGCCAAUAUCAUACAUAGCCUGCUAUCAUACCAUAUCAUAUAUAUACAGUAGUGGGGGACACACUUUUUCACACCACUCAACAUAUACACACAUACAAUUUUGUCUGCUAUUUAUGUAUAUAUUUUUAACUCUUUAACUUGCACUUUUCCACCCCCUCAAAAAAUGGGUACAGUGUUUUGGACUUUACCUUUUUUUUUAGUGUUGCUGUUAUUUGUUGUCAUUUUAAACUUAGGGUGUCUUUCCUGUUUUUAACUAAUACAUCGUGGAGUCGUUUUGAGGGCUGAUAAUGAAAUGUGUAUGUAUAUGAUAAAAAAAAGGGAAGAUUUUAAAUUGUAUUAUUUUUGUCCUUAUUUGUGACUGUCUUGUAUUAAUCUGUGAUAGAGUUGCAAUCUAUUAAGGUGUGCCUUAAAUAAUAACUUUCUUUUAUUCAA